Helianthus annuus (common sunflower) is the source of this 2800-nucleotide messenger RNA. RefSeq lists its product as uncharacterized. Gene Ontology annotation, molecular function: protein binding. NCBI's taxonomy places the organism in Eukaryota, Viridiplantae, Streptophyta, Magnoliopsida, Asterales, Asteraceae. The transcript is spliced from 6 exons. The record is from RefSeq and is a predicted model, not a curated record. Bases 140 to 2425 code for a protein of 761 amino acids.
GUUGACCAUUGACUUAAAAAGCAAGGUUUUACAUAAAUCAAGGAACAGAUGUUCAAACCAUCUAAAAGCUCAAGGCCUUUCAAUUUUCAAUCAUACUUAAAAAAUCGUUCUGGUUUUAGGUCUUGUGAUCGGUGCAGAGAUGAACCAGCAGCCUCCAUCACCAACCCAGCCGCAGCAGCAGACCUCACCACCAUCGCAACAGCAGCAGCAACAGGCGCAGACGCCGCCACCACCCCAUUCACAGCAGCCCCCACUACAACCACAUCAUUUGCAGCAGCAGCCACAACAACCCAACCUACCUUGCUUUGAUCUAGUUAGGGGAAGUAGAGAAGAAUACCUCAAAAUUGGUGUCCCUUUGUACGAAGCAUCGAUUAAAUGUAACUGGAAAGCUGCUGAAGCUAUUCUUGAUAAGAGACGAGAGUUGGUGGGGUAUAGUAUCACUGAAAAUGGGGAAACACCGCUUCAUGUAGCGGCAUCCGCAAAAGGUGAUCCGAAACGUGUAGAAGAGUUUGUCAAAAACUUGGUGGGUAUGAUGACUCAAAAGCAAUUGGAACUACAAAAUAAGAAUUACAACACCGCCCUGUAUUUAGCAGCUGCAGCUGGAAACGUUGAAACCGUUAAGAUUAUGGUAAAGGAGAACAGGAAGUUGCUGACAAUCAUUGGUUCUAAUAAAACAAUGAUGCCAUUGUAUGCGGCCGCUUUGUUUGGAAAUAAAGAUGUUGUUGCAUAUAUUUAUGAAGAAUCCAAGAGUUUGUCUGACGAUGAGAAUUGGAGUCGUGAGAGGCGUGGCUGGCUUCUUGAAAAAUGUGUUGAGAAUAACAUGUUCGACGUGGCACUGAAGAUCGCAAAAAAGCACCCGCUUCAUGACAAUGGUAGAUCAAUACUCAGAAUUUUGGCUCGGAAGCCUGAAAGAUUUCAGGAAACAAAAUCCAACUUCAUGGGUGCGGCCAUCAAGUCAGUUUUUGGAUUCUUUGGUAUAAAGAUGAGAGCUCCUGAAAAGGAGAGUGCAUUGCCAUUGCUAAGAUUCCUUUGGGAUGAUAUUGUGAAAAAAUCUACGUCGGAAAUUGAUGCAAUACUUAGAGGGCCACCAGAUACGAAUGACCAAGACAGUAAGACAUCUUCUAAAUGGGCCGUUCAAACUAUGCAACUUCAGAAAGUCAUUAUUGAAUAUGUAGAAAAAAUGAAUACUGAGACCAGGAACAUAAUUAAUAAGGGGCUGACAGAUUCGACUAACCAAGAUACCAGUUCGGCUACUAUAAAGAAAGAACAAGCUCUAGCACUACAAAAACUUAUUUCCGAAAGUCUUGUGAACAUGCAUCAUGAAACCCAAAAAAUAAUCAAAGAUCCCUCGAGUUCGAUCAAGAAAGACAACAAGCCAAUAUCUAAUAAGGAACACUUGGCUCAAGAACUACAAAAGCUCAUCUUCAAACAUAUCGCAGACAUGCAUGACAAUACCCUGAAGAUAAUCAAUACCGUUCAAAUUGAAAACCGAGCACGGCUACUGCAACAAGGCAUUUUUGAAUGUAUUGAGAAAUUGCGUAAAGAAAGUGAAGUAAGAAUUACAAAGUAUGGAAAGGACGCAUACUCUUCUCGGGUACUGUUUAUUGCUGCAGAAAUGGGUAAUACUAAUUUUUUGAUUGAGCUUAUCCGUGGAUAUCCUGAUCUCAUAUGGAAGGUAAAUGAUAACAAUCAAAGUAUAUUUCACAUUGCUGUCAAACACCGUCACGAGGGUAUCUACAACCUACUCUAUGAAAUAGGCGCAAUGAAAGAUUUGAUAACCCCUCUCAAAGAUCUAAAGGAUAAUAAUAUGUUGCACUUAGUUGGAAAGAUUGCCAAGCAAAAUCGACUUAAAGAUAUAUCAGGAGUGGCGUUACAAAUGCGACUAGAAUUGUUAUGGUUCCAUGAAGUAAAGAAAAUGAUCCCACUUUCAUACAGAGAACGGGAGAAUGAAGAUGGUCUAACACCACAUGAGUUAUUCACCAGGGAACACAAAGAUCUAGUCACACUAGGUGAGAAGUGGAUGAAAGGAACGGCUAGUCAAUGUAUGGUUGUUGCAGCGCUUAUUGCAACCAUAGUAUUCGCAGCAACUUUUACGGUUCCCGGUGGAUAUGCUCAAAACAAUGGCAUCCCUUUCUUCCAUUCAAAAGCAACCUUUGUGGUUUUCGUUGUGGCAGAUGCCAUAUCUCUAAUCUCAUCCUCAGCUUCAAUUCUCAUGUUCUUGUCUAUUCUCACGUCACGUUAUGCUGUAUAUGAUUUUCUGGAAUCGUUGCCUAGAAAGCUCCUAUUCGGUUUGGCAACUCUUUUCCUAUCUAUAACAACCAUGAUGGUCGCUUUUGGUGUCAGUUUUUUCGUACUUUAUGAUUCCAAUCCUUAUCUGCGUGCUUGUUGUGUUCCCGGCCCUCCUAUAUGUACGGUUGCAAUAUAAGUUGUUUAUCGAUGUAAUUCGCUCGACAUAUCGUUCUAGGUACCUGUUUAAGCCCAAGAAAUCUGUUCUUUACUAUGAAAACCCCAAGGUCUAACCAUAUUCGUUUCAAAAGCAUAAGUGUUUGUAAAACUGGUAGUUUUCACUUCUCAUUAUUUUUCUUGCAAUGGAAUAUUGGGAAGUACGAAGUCUGAAUUCAGUACCCCGUUUUCUGGGAUUCUAAAAACAUUGAAACAAAAAAACCAUCAUAUUACAAAGAAUUAGAUUUGGAUGGUUUUACGCAAUUUUUGUAUGUCUGAAGAUCGAUGUGAUUUUAUAAAGUGGUUGUCAUUUUUGCUUAUGAUUAUAUAUUUUUCCAAAUAUGAAUAACUUUCGCUA